ACGAUGUAUUUACAGGAGUAACCAGCUGAAUAAAUCACUGCAAAAAUGGAAGCAUUGUAUUAACUUAGAAGACACAUUUAAGAAAGAUCUUCAGACCAAGGAACUUGACUUAAAGGAAUGCCAGAAGCAGACAAUUUCUCUGCCCACCUCGUGUUUAAACAUUACGAGACAGGGAAUUUAUGAGAUAGAACUUCCAAAUGGAGAUCCUCUUAAAGUGAAAUGCGAUGGCAUUGGUUGGAUGGUCAUUCAGCGACGAUUCGAAGGGCAAGAAGACUUUAAUAAGAACUGGGAGGAAUACCGCAAUGGAUUUGGUGACUUGAGAGGGGAGUUUUUCAUAGGAUUGGAAAAUCUUCAUCUUAUUACGAACUCAACAAGACACGAGCUGGAUAUUUAUGUGUUUAACAGAGGCGUUUAUUAUGGAACAUAUGAUAACUUUAGGAUCGGAAAUGAAGAUUCCCUCUACGAGUUGGAAUCAAUUGGGAAUUUUACCGGCAUCGAGCCAAAUAAUUUAGAAGCCAACGUUAAGCAGAAAUUUUCAACAUACGAUAGAAAUAAUAUUCCAAAUGCUUAUCAACAUUGUGCCGAGCAUCCCAUGGGCGGUUGGUGGUAUCCAGCAAAUUGUGGUGAGAGUAAUCUAAACGCAGCAUAUAGAUAUGGCAAAGGGAUCAUUUGGCACUCGGGUGGUGCAACCUCCACGGAGAUGAAGAUUCGCCCACUUUAAAAACGUGGAAAGUCUCGCCUAAUUAAAUUACUUUUCGAGUACUAAUUUCUUCAAUCAUAAAAAAAAUGGAUUUUCUUUUGUCAAUAAAUUCAAAUCAAAUAAUUUUG
This is a messenger RNA of Drosophila albomicans, 828 nucleotides long. RefSeq names its product fibrinogen-like protein 1. NCBI's taxonomy places the organism in Eukaryota, Metazoa, Arthropoda, Insecta, Diptera, Drosophilidae. The transcript has 2 exons. The record is from RefSeq and is a predicted model, not a curated record. Bases 239 to 721 code for a protein of 160 amino acids.